AUGGACGUCGCGGUCAUGUCGCGUCAGGUUCAAGACGCGUGGAAGUCAUGGGAUGCCGCGGUGGCGGGCGCGACGUUCAAAGCGCUGAAGUUCAUCAACUGGGAGGUGCACCCGAUAAGCCCGGUCACGAAGCACUGGUUCGCGGUCGCGUCCCCGACGGUGCUCCUCACGAGCCUCGCGUUUUACUUCUUCGUCGUCGCGACCGGGUUCAAGGUUCUCAAAAACGUGAAGAAGGAUGCGAACGCGAAGGACGGGCUCGUCCUCCGCGGCGUGGUGAUCUUCCACAACGUCUUCCUCGUGACCCUGUCCCUGUACAUGUGCGGCGGGUGCAUAUUAGAGGCGUACAAGAACGGAUACAGAGUCUGGGGGAACGCGUACGACCCGAAGGAGACGGCUCUCGCGCACUACGUCUGGGUCUUUUACGUGUCGAAAAUAUACGAAUUUCUCGACACGUUCAUCAUGAUCGCGAAGAACAACCUGAAGCAAGUCAGCUUCCUUCACGUGUACCACCACGCGACCAUCUCGUUCGUGUGGUGGAUGAUCGCGCACCGCGCCCCCGGCGGGGACGCGUACUUCUCCGCGGCGCUCAACUCCUGGGUGCACGUGUGCAUGUACACGUACUACCUCAUGGCCGUCCUCGUGGGGAAGGACCAGCGGAAGCGGAAGAAGUACCUGUGGUGGGGUCGGUACCUGACGCAGAUGCAGAUGUUUCAGUUCGCGUUGAACCUCGCGCAGUCCGUGUACACGACGCUGUACUCGCCGUACCCGAAGUUCAUCUCGCAGAUCUUGUUCGUGUACAUGAUAUCCCUGCUCGGGCUGUUCGGGCACUUUUAUUACAGCAAGCACGUGUCGCCCAAGGCGAAGGCGACCGCGGCGGCGGCGACCGCGGACGGCGCCGCGAAAAAGGUGGAGUGA
Molecule: messenger RNA, 915 nt
Organism: Micromonas pusilla CCMP1545
Lineage: Eukaryota; Viridiplantae; Chlorophyta; Mamiellophyceae; Mamiellales; Mamiellaceae
Exons: 3
Coding region: 1-915 (304 amino acids)
Biological process (GO): very long-chain fatty acid biosynthetic process; sphingolipid biosynthetic process; fatty acid elongation, polyunsaturated fatty acid
Cellular component (GO): endoplasmic reticulum membrane
Molecular function (GO): fatty acid elongase activity
Source: RefSeq, a predicted model, not a curated record